UAAAGUGCUGAUUUCCUUCCAGCUCCUAUAAUCGCGCAGGUAUCUGUGGUGGAGGCGUUCAACUAUCCAGAUACAAACAACAAGGUUUUUUAUACCGAGUUUGCGCUCCGGAAAUGGCCAGGUCAUGGCGUUCAGUGCCACUUCUCUGCCUGUUUUGUUUCGUUAUAUGGUGUGUGUUUGAAGCUGGAGCCAAAUCAGACUACUCUGUAUCCCUCCAAAGGCACAGGAGAGAAUGGAUUGUCCCUCCACAAAUUUUGGAGGAGAAUGUAGACUAUACUAAAAAGCCCUUUAUUGCCAGGAUUCGUUCAGACAAAGCGAAUGAAAGUCAGGUCCCAUUAAGAUAUGCUUUAAAGGGCAUCGGUGCAGACAAGCCACCCUAUAACUUGUUCAUUGUGGACCCUUCCACUGGCAACGUUAAAGUAACUGGGAUCCUGGACCGAGAGGUCAUUUCCCAGUACAAUCUCUCUGGAAUUGCGACGUACACUGAUGGAUCAAUAGCAGAGAAUGAAAUUCAGCUGAGAGUAAAGGUGCAAGAUCAGAAUGACAAUCCUCCCAUCUUCUUACCCAUCAGCACAGGAUCUGUGAAUGAGCUCAGCAAUAAAGGUACGACUGUAAUGAAAGUAACAGCAACAGAUGCUGAUGAACCUGGGAAUAUCAACUCUCAAAUCGUCUAUAAGAUUGUUGAUCAGAAGCCUCCAGGAGAGAUGUUUGAUAUUUAUCCGAAUGGAGAAGUGAUUGUUAAUAAUAAAAACUUGGACCGAGAGAAAGUUGACCAGUAUAAGCUUACUAUAAGAGCCUUAGACCUCAAUGGGGGUCAAGGUUGCAACACAGCGACAACAACAUUAACUAUUCAGAUCAAGGAUGUCAAUGAUAACAUCCCAGUACUGGAGCAGGACUCAUUUGAUGUCAGUGUUGAGGAGAACACAGAGAAUGUGGAGGUGAUGAGAUUGAAAGCCACUGAUCUGGACUUGCCAAACACUGAAAACUGGCAGGCUGUGUACACCAUUGUGUCAGGCAAUGGGGGUGGGCAUUUUAAUAUCGUCACUGAUCCAAAGACCAACGAGGGAAUCCUGAUGCUUGUCAAGAGUGUAGAUUAUGAGCAAGUAAAACUCAUGAAACUGAGCAUCAUUAUAAGUAAUGUGGCUCAGUUCUACCCAGGACAUAAGCCUUCAGGGAUAUCUGGAUCUACAGGAAUGUCGGGUGGUGGUGGUGGUGGUGGUGGUGGUAAAGUCUACACUAUGAAUGUUAAUGUAAAGAAUCAGCCUGAAGGCCCGGCCUUCAAUCCCAAAGUGAAGGCAGUUCCAGUUUCUGAAAAUGGAAAGAUGGUUGAUAUAAAAAAGGUCCUCACAACAUACACCGCUAUCGAUCCAGAUACAGGAUUACCUGCUCAUGGAGUCAAAUAUGUUAAAGGCUCUGACCAAGACAACUGGCUAUCCAUUGACGAGAAAACUGCUGAGAUCAAACUGAACAAAAUCCCAGAUCGAGAGUCUCCAUACCUGGUCAAUGGGACUUACAUGGCAGAAAUCCUCUGUAUUACUCAAGACAUGCCCUUUAAAACAGCGACGGGCACUGUCGCCAUCCAGGUGGAGGACUUUAAUGACCACUGCCCUACUCUACCUGAUCCCACACAGACGAUAUGCACCACUCAGGAAGUUUUGUAUGUCACUGCAGAGGACAAAGAUGAUUUUCCAAAUGCAUAUCCCUUCACAUUCAUUGUCCUGCCUGAAGGGACAGAUGGAAAGUGGAGUGUGGAGCUCUUAAAUGAUACAACAGCCAUGUUGGUGCCCCAAGACACAUUGUGGCCAGGCCUUCUUCAGGUGAUUCUAGAAGUUCGUGAUCAGCAGGGGAUGUCGUGUCCAGAUAAGCAGGUGUUAAAGGUGAAUGUCUGCACAUGUGAUGAAUCAGCAACAUGUGGCGCCAUUGCAGCUCAAGGAAAGAGCUCAGGCCUUGGCAGUGCCGGAAUUGGUUUGCUUAUCCUGGGACUCCUUGUGCUAUUACUUAUUCCACUCCUACUGCUGUUCUGUCAGUGUGGAGCAGCUGCCAUGAGCAGACCCUUCACUGACAUGCCUUUUGACACUAAACAGCAUCUGAUUUCCUACUAUACAGAAGGUCAGGGAGAAGACCGGGAUGUGCCCUUCUUCCUGAGUGACACUGAUGGUCCUAGAAUGAUGCCAGGUGACUUUUGGGCUAUCGACAGUGCAGCGAGUGGAGUUGCUGCCCUUGGAGCUGCAGGAGGUGCUGGUUACAUCAUCAAUAGAGGGCAAACCAGAAAUCAGAUUGAAAUGGCUUCUAUGAGUCAGGGAAUGAGCGGAUAUCUUGGGAUGACAAGGGAGGAGUUUUCCAUGUAUGACAGUGGACUGGGCCUUUCAGAAGACUUCUUCAACCAUUACUACCUACAUAAAACUCAGGACUUAUGCACCACAGCUGAAGAGAAUUUGCUGCUGUUUAGUUUAGAAGGUCAGGGAUCACCUGCUGGCUCUGUCGGUUGCUGCAGCAUCCUGGGAUCUGAUAAUGAUCUGGGGUUCCUUAAUAAUUUGGGGUCAAAGUUCACUACUCUAGCUGAGAUAUGUGGUGGAGGCACAAAGUUCACAAUGGCUGCUGCCUCCCUUCCUCCUCCAAAACCCAUCAUGGAUCACUCUGAAUCAGUUUCCAUGCACACCAGUUUUGCCAACACCAACACUGUCAACAUGGCCGCCGAAGUUGCAGCAUCCUCUACCAUGCACAGGGCGGAGAAUGUGGUAGUUAACGACACCCAUGUAGUAUCUGACGUGCAGCCAGCCCAGACUCUGAUCGAUGUGCCCACCCAGACCCUGAUGGUGCAACAGCAGCCAAUGUACUACAUGGUGGAGCCUCAGGUUUCUAACACUGUGCUGUUGGCCGAGAGGCCCAUGGUGGGAAUGACCCAGGGGAUGUAUGUGCUGAAUGGCGCUCCAGUGAACGAAAGAGUCCUGGUCCAGGGUGCUGUGCCAGCACAAGGCACGAUUGGUGGAGGAGACGGAGUGGUAUUGUUGGAAACAUAUGGAGAAUCCACCACAGCACUGAACACAGACUUGCUCCAGUCAGCUCAUUUGUCGGGUUCACAGCUUUUGCUUGUUGAUACAGGUGCACAAGGUGGCCAGGUCCUCCAAGGAAUACUGCCGCGAGGGAACAUCUCUGGAUCUCAAGGCAUAGUGUUUGUGGAAGGGCAAGGAGGGUCUGCAAUUCAUGGAUCCCUCCAAAGAAGUGUUCCUGUGGCCGGAGGCUCUCAGAGUAUGCAGUAUGUAGUAGAGAGGCAGGGAGGGACUUCAGGAAUCACUCAUGGAUCCCUGCAGAGGGCGGUAACAUCCACUGUCAUGUCCCAGAAUGGGACUAUUGGAUUGAACACAAGCACUGUACACGGACUUCCCAGCUCACAGAAGAUUGUUGUCAAAGAGAAGAAGGUUGUGAAAACCAAUCUGUAAAAUUGAUACAUUUUCCUCACACUGAACACAACACCAGUAGGCUGAGGUAAUGUCCUCAAUGCUUUUACUCAUAAAAUACAAGCAUUUUGACACACAAAGGUUCUUAUAUUCAUUAGUGCAUACACUGUACAUGUCUUGUCAUCCUUUUUAAAUUUACCUGUUUAUUUGGUCAUUGUGUGUGUGUUUUUUUUUUUUUUUAAUGUAAAUUGUUUUUAGGGUUACUGUGUUUCUUUGGUAUUCCUAAGAAAUGUAAAUGUCAUAUCACAAGUAACCCUACUUAAAAGGUAGGUCAACUAUGUAAAUUCAGGGUUUCAACCUUUUUUAAAAAAACAAAACAAAAAAAACACCCACUUUUUUUUUUAUUAAAUUGUCAUAGUAUAUUUCACCAAGAAAACUCAGAAUUUAUUUUUUUUCUUUAAAGGAAUUUCACACUUAAGUAACAGCAGCCUGACCCUCCAUUAUGUCUCUCUUUUAAAACGAGAAACCAAUCAAAAUGCAAAAAAUAAAUAAAAGUACAAAAGACUGUUGAGCAGUGUAGGCUUAAUUUAGAAAUUAACAAAAUCACUUUAUCUUGGAGGUAUUGAAAAAUGUGUACUACAUUUGGAAUGUUUUCAAAAUGGUUUUUAACUGUACAACAUAAGAGGUCACCAUUUUGUGUAUACCACUAUCAGUUAAGCUAGUUACAUGUUAAGUAUUGUAAUGUUAAAAUAACAAAUAGAUUAAGGCACUAAUACACAGGUUUUUUGGAUUGAUAUAAAACCAACUGCAUGUUUUACAUUAGCACAUAAAGCAUGUGUUCACAAACAUAAGGCUUAACUACACUAUAUCUUCUACAAAUAAUAGGCUGUUCCAUUUAUAACAGAAAGGAACAGGAUACUGUUCCUUUCAUUUGAUGCCUUGUUCUUAAGACAAUCUCAACAAUUUAGCUUUUCCAACCUUAUGUUAUGAUAGAUUGAUGUGUCCUUUCCUUUAAACUAUCAGAAUGUAAAGAGACUUUUAAGUCAUACAAUGGUGGUAGUGUUUGUUACCUCGCCUGGCCUGGAGUCUAGCAGGGGGCGAGGUAUUGUUUUCGGUUGGGCUUGUUUGUUUUUUGUUAACGAUAUUACAGGAAAACAGCUGGAUCAAUCUUCAUGAAACUUUUAGGAUAGAUGGGCAUUGGUCUGAAAUAGAACCUUCAACAUUUUGAGGGUCAUCCAGUCAAGGUCACCAAAAAGGUCACAAUCGUUUUUGUUGUAGCUACUGCCUCAUAUAGAGGCGCUAGCCACUAUGUCAUUGUGCUGUAAGAGUGUAACAGUUGCACACUGCGCAUGCACAUGUUCUGAUUAAAAUGGCUGGUGAGUGUAUACAAUUCGGUUCACCAUUUGAAAUAAAUGGACUAGACUAAAGAAAUCGCUUUCAGACAUGUUUAUGCUUAUUACAGAGAGAAAGUGCAUUCCACUGAGCUCUAGUGCCAGGCCAUUUCUGGGAAAUGGCGACAGCAUGUGUAUGUCAGUCUCGGUUCGGAGGUUUCAGUUUCGAAAACUGUAAGAGGUAAGAGUAGAAUAAUAUAAAAGUACAGACACUUGGUAUGUUUCACUUCUGUGAUUUUUAAAUUGUUCAUUUUUGGAUUACGCUUCAUUUUUGUGGAUACUGCCUCAUAGAGUAAAUAUAUGCUAUAUUUAUGGACAUGGUAUCAGGAAAAAAAAAUUUAUAAGCAGUAGCCACAUGUACUCAUAGGGUACCUAUUUUUUCACGAUAUCUUCCUUCAUAUUCAUCAUAAGUGCUACUGGGUGAGGUUUGUUUUGUCUGGCAACACUUGUAUCUCUUUCUGUUAUGAAUUAAUGUACAGUUACACCUCCUUUAUCUAACAGGUGUCCAUGUGUACUUUUGUUUUUACAUGAAAUGAAGAGAAUUAAUAUGGGACCCUCAAAUGUAAUGUAAUGUUGAGGUCAAAUAGUCAUUGAUGUUUUAAGGGGAAACUGAACUCAAAUGGGACUACUUUUUUAUUUCAUUUUUAUGGAUAGAUUUUUAAGACUUGCAUCAGCAAAAUGAAUGUGCUUCAUAAUAGACUGCCAUUUACUAUCAAAGAGAGUGCUUUAACUUUCAUCUGUGGGUGUUAAACUGGAACCACAUGGAUUUAAUUUCUCAUUUAUUACAGAUUUUAAUACAAUAAAAUGACAUGCAAUGUUUUGA
Molecule: messenger RNA, 5612 nt
Organism: Neoarius graeffei (lesser salmon catfish)
Lineage: Eukaryota; Metazoa; Chordata; Actinopteri; Siluriformes; Ariidae
Product: desmoglein-2.1-like
Exons: 14
Coding region: 114-3440 (1108 amino acids)
Biological process (GO): homophilic cell-cell adhesion
Cellular component (GO): plasma membrane; desmosome
Molecular function (GO): calcium ion binding
Source: RefSeq, a predicted model, not a curated record